Neurospora crassa OR74A is the source of this 1659-nucleotide messenger RNA. RefSeq lists its product as hypothetical. The record is from RefSeq and is a predicted model, not a curated record. Lineage: Eukaryota; Fungi; Ascomycota; Sordariomycetes; Sordariales; Sordariaceae. The coding region runs from base 1 to 1659 and encodes 552 amino acids. The transcript has 2 exons.
AUGUACAAGUUGCCCAAUUGUCACCUCAGCGAGCUUGACGUCGACAUCGACGGGGCAAGCUUGGAGGUCCAGCUUCACCGUGAUGGUGCCGAGAAGACAAAUCAUACAGCUAGAAAAGGAAAGAAGCCGCAAGCCAAUCAAUCUCGGUACCGCCGUCCGACCCCAUGCUCAGUUGAGCAUUAUCGACAUGAGGGAGACUCCGGAGCCGGAAAUGACUUGAAGUCUUCCGACGACGCGCCGAGAGGCAGGUCUCGGUCGUCAACAUUCACGCCAACCCGGAGCCGAGCCCCAACUCCUCAUCCACAUGCACAUGCACACAAGUCUCAGAAGACAAAAAUCAACAUGACAGUCCGCUUCACAGGUCCAUUGGAGCCGCAGUCCCCUGUACAGAAAGGCGAGACAGCAACCGCGCCGCCCAACAGGAAGUCGGCCAUGAAGAGAGAGCCAGAGAGCCAGAAGAGGGAAGAAAAGGCGAUGGGGAAAGAGAAAGAUCGGGCUGGAGAAUCUUCAGAAGCUCAUGCUGCGCACCAUAUCAGGGUGGCAGAGACCCCGAAAGAUGUUCAGUUCUGUACUUUGCGCCGCAAUACUGACAGACGCUCCUCCGUCCCAAGCACAAGACCGAAGUUCGCCGUCUCGAGGUCGAACACAACAUCAAGGCCGAUCAUCGCUCCAGAGCGCCCACCAAGCCCUCUCAUCCCCCAAGCCAAAAAGACAUCAGAGAGUCACGUCCCCACAGCAGCAAGGGACUUUUUGUUCGACGAGCAGCCCGAGAUUUUUACCGGCGCCUCCCACUCAGCCCUCAAGAGCCGUCACACUAGCCUGACCAAGGACAGUUUCUCGCCGCCUUCAUCAACCUCAUACCUGCAGACGAAACCGAAGGGCAACGGCACCAUACUCCCUCCGACGGUCAAGACCGAGCGCCGACCGACGUGCAAUGAAGAUAGCGGCAAUAUCAAGAAAUGUUCCUCGGCCUCUCCUGUUCACACCAGAGAGAUCAAACCGACUGCUUCUCCGCCCAAGUCGCCGCUGCCACCGUCCGCUUCUUUCUCAUCAUUCCAUUCGGCCAAAUCUUUUUGGGGUGACCUUUACGCCUCUAGUAGUUGUAUCGCUGUCGUGUCCGGCGACAGUUCCAAGACUCCUAAGCCGGCGGCUUUGUCUCGCAACCGCGAUGGUUUGCCCAAGACCUCAAUGACGUCGUCAUCGUCAUCGUCGCCGUCGUAUCGCCCAGCGAAGAAUGACGACAAGACUGUCUCUGGUGAGAAUGGCAAGAUAAACAGCAAGGCGUUAUCCUCGAACUCCCUGUCCCGGUUCCACAACCAUUCCAAAAACACUGCCACUGGUUCUACAGCAAGCAGCCCCUCAAGCUUCAUCACCGCAAAAAGCCACCUCAGCAACACCAAUGCUAGCGACACCGAUACCGAUACCCCAAGCUCAAUGGCCGCCAGCUCUACCUCUAUGGUGGCCGAAUACAUCCCAUCCCUGCAAUCCGAGCUCUGGAACACGAUCACGAACUUCUGCCGCUCCGAUGCCUCUUCAGUCUCACCAGAAGAGCGAUACUGUGACUGCGACGAUUGCGUCUGGGGCGAGGAGAGGAAUGUUGCGGGCUGCAGCACGGUCGCUAGGGCCGGAGAAGGAUAUUGUAGGGCGAGGAGGGUGUAG